GUUUUGCAAUAUAAGUUGGCUUUGUUUCAUUUGGGUUUUCACUCUGCGCCUCCCUCCUCUUGCUCUACUUCUCUUCACUCAGAGAUCUGACCCAAGGAGGAACCAAAUAUGGUGCACGUUGUCUUCUACCGGAAUUACGGAAAGACUUUCAAGAAGCCAAGGCGUCCUUAUGAGAAGGAACGUUUGGAUGCUGAGCUGAAGCUUGUUGGAGAAUAUGGGCUUCGGUGCAAGAGGGAGUUGUGGAGGGUUCAGUAUGCGUUGAGCCGUAUCCGUAAUGCUGCCAGGGAACUUCUUACCUUGGAUGAGAAAAACCCUCGCCGUAUCUUCGAGGGUGAGGCACUUCUGCGAAGGAUGAACAGGUAUGGGCUUCUGGAAGAGAGCCAGAACAAGCUCGAUUAUGUCCUUGCUUUGACCGUCGAGAACUUCCUUGAGAGGCGUCUCCAGACCCAGGUGUUCAAAUCUGGUAUGGCCAAGUCCAUCCACCACGCCAGGGUUCUCAUCAGGCAAAGGCACAUCAGGGUUGGAAGGCAGGUUGUCAACAUCCCAUCUUUCAUGGUGAGAAUCGAUUCUGAGAAGCACAUUGACUUUGCCAUUACAAGUCCUCUUGGAGGUGGCCGCCCUGGAAGAGUGAAGAGAAGGAACCAGAAGGCCGCCGCCAAGAAGGCAGCUGGCGGUGAUGGAGAUGAGGAAGAUGAGGAAUGAGCAAUGAAGUGUCCUAUGGCUUGGAUCUCAUUUUACAUUAAUGCAGCAUUUGGUUUCAUGCUAGUUAUCUUCCCAGACUUGAGUUUAUUAUUGUAGUGAAUGUUUGUCAAACUAUCUUGUUCUGGUUUCUAAUUCGCAUUAGAACUCCUUUGUUUUGCUGCGGACAACCCUAUAGAUGUUCUUUUUAAGAUAAUGAAUUUUGCGGUAGCUUAUUAAAUCUUU
Messenger RNA from Argentina anserina (silverweed cinquefoil), 924 nucleotides. RefSeq names its product 40S ribosomal protein S9-2. The coding region runs from base 109 to 702 and encodes 197 amino acids. Gene Ontology annotation, cellular component: cytosolic small ribosomal subunit. The record is from RefSeq and is a predicted model, not a curated record. The transcript is spliced from 3 exons. Gene Ontology annotation, molecular function: rRNA binding; structural constituent of ribosome. Gene Ontology annotation, biological process: translation; ribosomal small subunit biogenesis. Lineage: Eukaryota; Viridiplantae; Streptophyta; Magnoliopsida; Rosales; Rosaceae.